Molecule: messenger RNA, 3285 nt
Organism: Stylonychia lemnae
Lineage: Eukaryota; Ciliophora; Spirotrichea; Sporadotrichida; Oxytrichidae
Source: the annotation of a GenBank genome assembly
AUGACAGAUAACACAGUGAAAGGCUUUAUAGAUGACUCAACUAGAGCUAGAAACACUUUCCCAUUAAGCGUUGAUGACUUAGUCAACGUAGUAGAAAAGUAUCGUCAAAGAACUUACGACGAGGACAUUAGAUAUAUAGAUCAGAAUCUGAAAGGCAUGUCUGGAAUUGCUGAAUCUCUUAAGACUUCAUACGAAAGGGGAUUGAUCCCUACUGAUUUCGACUAAAGAAAUGCACAGUUUGGAUCAAACAAGAAAGUUCCUAGGAAGAGGACUCCAUUCUACAGAUUAUUCUUCGGAGCCCUCGAUGAUUUUAUGCUUAAACUACUUCUUGUUUGUGCUUGUGUCUCAAUUGCUAUUGAAGUUGGUUUUGCAGAGCCAGGUCACAGGAGUCAUGCUUGGAUUGAGGGUACUGCUAUCUUCAUCGCUGUUUUCGUGGUGGCCUUUGUUAUAUGUCUAAGAAAUGGAAAAGAAGAACAAGUUUAAUUUGACAAUAUAGUUGUCGGUGAUGUCAUCAAGAUCAAGGCUGGUAUGAAUGUGCCUAUUGAUGGAGUGAUCAUUAGAAGCUCGGGAGUAGCUGUCAAUGAAUCUGCAAUGACUGGAGAAUCAGAUGAGCUAAAGAAAGAAUCUCUCGAGAUUUGUCUUCACAGAAAAGAGGAAAAGGAGGCAGAAUUCGCCUUGACCAAAGACCCUCAUAAAACUUCUCACGAUCUUCCUUCCCCAGUACUUCUUUCAGGUACUUAGAUCACUACAGGUGAAGGCUGGUUUGUUGUCGUCAUGGUUGGAAAGUAUAGUUGCGUGGGUAAAAUUCUAGGUAAACUAGAACAGAGAAUUGAGACUACACCUCUUCAAGAAAAGCUUGAGGCUAUUGGAACAGAUGUUGGCAAACUUGGAAUGUAUUGUGCUAUGCUCACAAUUCAUGUCCUCUUCCUUAGAUUCUUCAUUACUAGAUUCAUUGAUAGAACUUUCGAUUUCUUCGGAGGAGAGAGGGUAAUGAAUAAGUAUGGAAAAUUUGAUGGCUCUUUAAAGGAUUAUUGCGAAGAGUGGCUUGGAUAUCUCAUUAUUGGAGUCGCAAUUGUCGUAGUUGCCGUUCCAGAGGGACUUCCUUUAGCUGUCAUGAUCUCCCUUGCUUACUCUGUUAAAAAGAUGCUCAUGGAUCAGAAUUUCGUCAAGAGACUUGCUUCUUGUGAAAUCAUGGGAGGUGCUAACAACAUUUGCUCUGACAAAACUGGAACUCUUACAAUGAACAAAAUGACUGUUACCAACAUCUGGGCUGGAAGAGAUCAACAAUUGAAGGUCCAAGAUCCCCAAUUCAGAUGGGCUGAUUACUUUAACAAUGAUAAACAUGCUAAUCUUAUUUCAGAAGCUAUUUGUUGCAAUACAUCUGGUUCUAUCAGAGAGGCUUCUGCUACUGAAUAAGCAAUGAUGAACAUGAUGGUUAAGUUUGGAAUUGACCUGGAGGCCAAAAGAAAAGAAAAGCUACCAUUAGACUUUAUAAGAUUUCACUUCACCUCAAAGAGAAAGAGAAUGUCAACAAUUACUUAGAAUUGUGGGUUGACUGAGCAUGGAUACGAUAGAAGGAUUCACAUGAAGGGGGCUGCAGAAAUUGUGCUUGCAGCUUGCACCUAUUAUCUAAAUCAAGAUGGUGAAAAGAUUCCUCUUCAUGAUGAGAUGAAGUCCAAUUUACUCUAAAUUAUUACUUAAUAUGCCAGUUAAGCUCUAAGAACCAUAUGUAUUGGUUACAAAGAUCUCAAUCAUGGAGAAGGUGGUCCUACACAUGAAGACAUGGAUGAGGCUGGAGUUAUCAGAGUUAUUGAAAAGACUGGAUUCACUUUGAUUGGCAUCUUAGGAAUCAAGGAUAUCAUAAGACCGGAAGUACCUCAUGCUGUAGCUUAAUGUCAAAGAGCUGGAAUUACAGUAAGAAUGGUUACUGGAGACAAUAAAAUUACUGCUAUGGCAAUAGCCAAAGAAUGCAAAAUUAUUGAUGAUUAAUUUGGAAUUACAGCAGAUAGCGUGAUGGAAGGACCAGAGUUCUAUGAAAGGAUGGGUGGACUUAUUUGUAAAACCUGCAAGUAAGAUAGUCCAUGCAAUUGUGAUCCAAAGGAUGUCGUAGAAGGUGUAAAGAAUCAAACCGCUUUCAGAUAAAUUCAUCAACACUUGAGAGUCUUAGCUAGAUCAAGACCAGAAGAUAAAUAUUUGCUGGUUACAGGACUUAAGGAGCUAGGUGAUGUAGUUGCCGUGACUGGUGAUGGUACAAAUGAUGCACCAGCUCUUAAGAAAGCCGAUGUCGGAUUUGCUAUGGGUAUUACUGGUACUGAUGUUGCCAAGCAUGCUGCAGAUAUCAUUGUUAUGGAUGAUAACUUCGCUUCAAUUGUCAAAGCUUGUAUGUGGGGUAGAAACAUUUAUGAUAACAUCAGAAAGUUCUUACAGUUCUAACUAACUGUGAACAUUGUGGCUCUCUUCACAGCAUUCGUAGGAUCAGUUAUUCUGAAGGAAUCCCCACUUUAACCAGUUCAACUUCUAUGGGUUAAUUUAAUCAUGGACUCUAUUGCCUCAGUAGCGUUAUCAACAGAGCCUCCCAAAAUUGAGCUUUUAAAUAGACCUCCUCAAGGAAGAGAUGAUUAUAUUAUCUCUAGAAAGAUGGUAAAGCAUCUUAUCUGUAUGUCAAUCUAUGAAAUCAUUAUUGUCUAUUCAAUUGUAUUUGCAGGUGAACACUUCUUCCCUGAGCCUGAAGUCAAGUAUAGAUAUACUAGAAAAGAUAUUCCUUAUGUUUUUCCUGGAAGAGUAGAGGAUUGGGAUGGCACACCACUAUGGAGUCUAUAUGCUGAAGAUUUCGGCGCAAGUAGACAUAUGUCUAAUGUAUUUAACGUCUUUGUCAUCUUGCAAAUUUUUAACCUUAUUAAUGCCAGAAAAAUCAAUGAUGAACUCAAUAUCUUUGACAAUGUAUUCAGUAAUAGUACAUAUUGCAUUAUCAUGUUCAUUAUCUUUGGUGGAUAAGCUUUAAUUAUGGAAUUCGGAGGAAGAGCACUUAAGGUUAGUCCCUAUGGACUCCACUGGUCACAUUGGAUUAUCGCUAUAAUUCUCGGAUUCACAACUUGGGGUGUCAAUUUCUUCAUUAAAAUGGUUCCGGAUACCUGGUGUCCAUAGUUUGGCAAGAAAAAGAAAAAUCCUAUGAUGGAAGAACCAAGUGCUCUUUCAUUAAGACGAAACAGAACUCAGAGCUUUACUCUUAGAUAGCCAAGCAAUGUUGUAAAAGAGGGCUCUGGAAGGCAAGGUUCUUUUAAAUGA